AGAUUCGAAGGAGACUCGUUCUUCUCUGGCCGGAGACUCGUUCUUCGUUUCUCAUCUUGGUCGAUCGGUGCUGAGAGCGAGAACGACUUCCAACGCGUUCGUUCAUCUCAUCCCUUUCUUCUUCUCGCCGCCGUGUAAUACCGGUCGGAGCUCAGCUUAUAGACGUCGUCAGGAGGUCUAGGCUGAUAUUGCCGUGUUUACUGUGCGAGUAGCAAGAAUGAGACGGCAGGGUCAAUAUACAAAUGCAGGGGCAGGGGCAGAUGCAUAUGUCGCUGCUCAGAUGCAGCACGGUCAACAGAUGGAUCAUAGCUCUGGUCAGUAUCAAGGAGAGCUAGAAGCCUUCACUCCUGAAAGGGAUAAUACAUAUGUUACUCCUAGAGCAGAUGGACACCAUGGAUGGGAAAGAGAUGGAUCUGAACCAUCAAGUGCAUUGGCUUCUCAUAUGCUUUAUGAAGGUCAGAGUGGUGAUGCGUCUAGAUCUUACUACCAAGGCCAGAAGCCAGAUUUAAGACUUGCUUUGGAGAAGCAAGGCAACAAUGAUAUGAGACCCCAGACCCAUAACAAAGACGCAGACCAUGGAUAUGAGAAAGUCCCAUUUUCUCAGACUUUUGAAGGUCUCGAGCAGAAAUUUCUUGAUGACAUUACGAAGUUGGCCAAAGAAUUGAAUGAUGCAGAGGACGCUGAAAAUGUUAGACACAGAGAGAAAAUUAAUGCAAUCAAUGCUCAAUAUCAAGAACAAUUAUCAGCUCUCCGAACCCGGCAUGCUAGCCGUAGAGACGAGUUCCUCCGGAGGGAGUCGAGUGCGCGGCAGCAACAGUAUCAGCAGGCCUUGAUGGCUAAGUACUCUAACAGCGGCGUGGGGCCAAGGGAUCCUCAGGGUUUCGGUGGGAUCCCCAGCUCAGCAACUGUUGGGGAGGCCUACGGCCCCUACGAUGCCGAUCAGUACGAUUCGUUCGAAGACCGGGCACGUUUUUACGGGGGCGCGAGGGACCGUUUGGAGCCUAGAGGUUCGUACCCGGGAGGCCGAGCUUAUAACACAAGCUCGCGCUUCUACUGAACAUCAAGAGUAACUCUGUUACUUAAUAAUCUCUACAUUCAUCUGUACCGGAUUUCGCUCAUACAUGAUGCUGUUAAUGCCGAGAAGCAAUGGUUGUACCGAUGUAGCAUGUAGUCUAUCUCCUGCGGCUAGCCGGCUACUGCUUCAUUUCUUGCUAUCAGUUCUCAGUAUUUGGUAAA
Syzygium oleosum is the source of this 1236-nucleotide messenger RNA. RefSeq lists its product as uncharacterized. The record is from RefSeq and is a predicted model, not a curated record. The transcript is spliced from 4 exons. NCBI's taxonomy places the organism in Eukaryota, Viridiplantae, Streptophyta, Magnoliopsida, Myrtales, Myrtaceae. Bases 218 to 1057 code for a protein of 279 amino acids.